UACUCACUCAUGUCCACCGCCGGGACGAGAAACUGAGCUUCUUGUGCGGGAAAUUUUCAACUUUUCACACAUUUCUUUUUGGUUUAAUUAUUGGAUAAAGACACAGAAGAAAGCAUUCAUUAAAAAAAAUUGCCAAAAUGCUGCCGAGAAUGCUGAAAAUGAAGACGGUGGGCACCGUUUUGGCAGUCAUUUGGCUGUUUGGAUUGGCAUUCAUUUAUGUGCAAUCUACGAGCUCAAGCUUAAGGCCACCGGGACGUCAUCCACCACCACUACCACAGCUCGACCCUUUAAUACCCCAAAACCCGCCGCAAAACGACGAAAUUCGGCCGAAAAAGAGCGCGCCGCCCAUUCCAACGAUAAAUUUGGCAGAAGAUACCACAAUUCAUGAGAGAACCGAAAAAGAUGUCACUUGGAAGACAUUCGAUGUGGAAAAGUUUUUGAAUAAGGGGAAAUGGCAUCAGGGAGAGGACAAAUACAAGGCCAACUCAUUCAACCAAGAAGCCUCCGACGCGCUAAACCCCACCCGAAAAAUUCCGGAUUCCCGUGAGCCCCAAUGCCGUGACGUGGAUUAUUCGAAAGUUGGCAUGCAGCCAACUACAGUAAUCAUUACUUACCAUAAUGAAGCCCGGAGCUCACUUUUACGGACGGUCUUUAGUGUUUUCAAUCAGUCACCGGAGGAAUUGCUGCUGGAAAUUGUGCUAGUCGACGAUAAUUCCCAGGAUGUCGAAAUUGGAAAAGAGUUGGCUCAAAUUCAACGAAUUACAGUACUCCGUAAUAAUCAACGGGAGGGUCUGAUUCGGAGCCGGGUUAAAGGAGCCCAAGUGGCUCGGGCUCCGGUGCUCACAUUCCUCGAUAGUCAUAUUGAGUGUAAUCAGAAAUGGCUUGAACCCCUGUUGGCUAGAAUUGCCGAGAAUCCGAAAGCCGUCGUUGCACCGAUUAUCGAUGUUAUCAAUGUUGAUAAUUUUAAUUAUGUUGGAGCGAGUGCCGAUUUGAGGGGAGGAUUCGACUGGACCCUAGUCUUCCGCUGGGAAUUCAUGAACGAACAGCUCCGCAAGGAACGCCACGCCCAUCCGACGGCGCCUAUUCGGUCGCCUACAAUGGCCGGAGGCCUAUUCGCAAUCUCAAAAGAAUGGUUCAACGAACUGGGAACCUAUGACCUCGAUAUGGAAGUAUGGGGUGGCGAAAAUCUGGAAAUGUCAUUCAGAGUCUGGCAGUGCGGCGGCUCACUGGAAAUUAUGCCAUGCUCCCGGGUUGGGCAUGUUUUCCGGAAGAAACAUCCUUAUACAUUCCCCGGGGGAUCCGGAAACGUGUUCCAGAAAAAUACGAGAAGAGCCGCUGAAGUAUGGAUGGACGAGUAUAAGGCGAUUUAUUUGAAAAAUGUACCUUCGGCCAGAUUUGUCAAUUUUGGAGACAUAACCGACCGCCUGGCCAUUCGAGACCGCCUACAGUGUAAAUCGUUCAAAUGGUACCUGGAAAAUGUGUACCCACAGUUGGAAAUCCCGCGAAAAACGCCUGGAAAAUCGUUCCAAAUGAAAAUCGGCAACCUCUGCUUGGAUUCGAUGGCUCGAAAAGAAUCAGAAGCUCCGGGGCUCUUCGGUUGUCAUGGUACCGGUGGAAAUCAGGAAUGGGUCUUUGAUCAGCUCACCAAGACAUUUAAAAAUGCGAUUUCUCAGUUGUGCCUCGAUUUUUCGUCAAACACCGAGAAUAAGACGGUGACAAUGGUCAAAUGUGAAAAUCUGAGACCCGACACAAUGGUCGUGGAGAAAAACGGAUGGCUAACGCAAGGCGGAAAAUGCCUUACGGUGAAUCAGGGCUCCGGCGGCGAUUGGCUCAUCUACGGAGCUCACUGUGAGCUUAACAAUGGUGCUCAGCGAUGGAUUUUCGAGAAAUUGGAUACUUAUGAAUAAAAAAUCGAUUUUUUUUCGCAUUUCCCAUCUCAAUAAUAUCAUUUUUCCCUUAAUUUUCCUGUGAUUUUCCCAAUUUUUUACUCCGUUUUCCCCUUAAAAAUGUGCCUUUUUUCCUGCCUUUUCCCCCCCUAUGAAAUUCCAAUUUUUCAAUCGAUACUUGCCCUUAUUAACUUUCUUUUUUUUCAAUUUUUCUACUUAAUACUUUAAUUUAUAUGUUUUAAUUGUCAUACAUGACACUGAAAAAUUUUUGCCAAAAAUUUGAAUUAAUAAAUUUUGUUUUUU
Molecule: messenger RNA, 2189 nt
Organism: Caenorhabditis elegans
Lineage: Eukaryota; Metazoa; Nematoda; Chromadorea; Rhabditida; Rhabditidae
Gene: gly-4
Product: Polypeptide N-acetylgalactosaminyltransferase 4
Exons: 10
Coding region: 138-1907 (589 amino acids)
Cellular component (GO): Golgi membrane
Molecular function (GO): polypeptide N-acetylgalactosaminyltransferase activity
Source: RefSeq, marked reviewed